Messenger RNA from Lachancea sp. 'fantastica', 525 nucleotides. The record is from the annotation of a GenBank genome assembly. NCBI's taxonomy places the organism in Eukaryota, Fungi, Ascomycota, Saccharomycetes, Saccharomycetales, Saccharomycetaceae.
AUGGCCGGCAAAGCGUCCAAAAAACAGGCGCAAGCCAACCUCCAGGCUCUAAAGCAGCUGUACACGGUUUUGGGUGGCGUUGCAGUGCUCGUUCUACCAAGACUUCUCUUCUCAAGCGGGAAACGUUGGAUGUGGAUAAGUGUACUUCAUGCACCAGCUGCCGCGUGUGUUUACAUUUUGGAGAAGAACGGGAGACCCAGAUACGAUGCGGCAGGACAUAUUGCGCGUGAGGGAAUGGAUCUGAGUCAAAAGGGUCUCACUGAAUGGAUGUUCGAUAUCAUUUAUUUGUCGUUGUUGGCGGACUCGGGACUCAUUCUCUUCAACAGUUUGAAACUAUGGUACAUAAUGCUGCUAGUGCCAAUCUACUUUGGGUACAAAAUCAAGGGCUUUGCAGGUCCCAUGCUUGGUGGUAUGAACAACGCCAAGGCACAGCGUCCAUCUUCUGCUUCUGCCCCAGCUGCCAAAUCCAAAAGACAGGAAAAGCGUGAAAAGCAGGGUGAAAAAACACGCUACAGGUACAAGUAA